Molecule: messenger RNA, 1831 nt
Organism: Glossina fuscipes
Lineage: Eukaryota; Metazoa; Arthropoda; Insecta; Diptera; Glossinidae
Product: FAST kinase domain-containing protein 4
Exons: 7
Coding region: 77-1813 (578 amino acids)
Biological process (GO): regulation of mitochondrial mRNA stability
Source: RefSeq, a predicted model, not a curated record
GUGAUUUUUGACAGUUGUCAAUGCGGUUGUAAAUAGAACUUUUCGCACCAACGAUUUGGUUUCGAAGACGUAAGAAAUGUUGGGUUUACAACGUUAUGCUAUAGUCCUGGCUACUCAAUUUUUUCGAAAAGCCACCUAUUCAGGCAAUGCUUUAAGAUCGUCAACAAAUGUUGCCACAAAGGAAGCUACACAAGGUAACAAAUCAAAUGAGGUCACAAAUAAGGUAGAAGUAGAAACUAAAGGAGAUGAGCCGGUUAAAAGGCCUAAAGGAAAACUAAUUGCCGCUGCUUUUGAAAACCUUAAAGAUGAUUCGACUAAAGAGAGAAUUUUGCCAGAACCCAAGUUAUCUUCGACUUCUCCCUCGUUACCCUCGAUUGACGAGCAAAUAAUCAACGCUAAAACGGUAAACUCAUUAUUAGCUUUAGCGGAAAACAAUAGUACUUUAACGCGCAAGCAUGCUUUGCGUAUAGUUUCUAUAUUGGCCGACUGGACUAGUAUGAACCGUGCAAAGCUGUCAGAGUUUGAAAACGAUUCUCGGUUUUUGCGUAUAUGUCGUAUGUUAGGGCGUAGUGUGCCGAAAGAUAGUAAUAGUUCUACCAAAAACAGCGAAAAUAAAGCUAAAAUAGAUGGCUUUCGAACAGAUGAUUUGAACACGGUCUUGGGUGUGGCAGGUGAUGACGAAGCUGCUAAACUCAUAGCCAGUAUUAGUGUGCCGCAAAUGGUGCGGGUUAUGACUACUUUAGCGGUUCGCAGGCGACGCAGUACACCGUUGCUGAGAUCUUUGGCUUUUAAUAUCAGCAGCGCUAAUGAGCAAUUAGAUUUAAAGCAGUGUGCUGACGUUUUUUACGCAAUGGCUAGCUUAAAUUUCCAAGAUGUUGUGCUAGCUGCCAAGCUUUGCGCUGAUAUACAAGUGAUGCUGCCAAAAAAUAAUGAUAAGUCAGCGGCGGUUGGGUCAAUUUUAACUAGCUUGGGUAUAUUGAAGUAUAGAGAUUUAGAUGUUCUAGAAUCUCUAACACAGUGGAUGUUACAGCACAGCGAUAUAUGUCGUCCCCAGGAUUUAAGUGCUCUAUUUCUUUCUUCAGCUACGCUAAAUUUUAAAACUACUCAAAUGGAGCAGGUGCGUUCCAAGCUACUUGGCACUAUUGUCCAACACGAUUUUCCCAAAAACCAUGAUUGGAUGAAUCAUGUGUGGGCGUUAGUUUUAGGUGGGUUGUGCGACCACAAGCAUUUGGAAAGCGUUUUAAGCACAGCAUUCAUUGAAAAACUUCAGUCCGAACAACCUGCUGGUUUAACUGCAACAACGAAGAUGAAACUUUUAAAUGUAAACAGUUACGCGCAACUGAUUGCCUCAAAUUAUCAAGGACCUUUUCUUGCGAAAGAGAAUCCAGUCUUUGAUGUACCCAUAAGUCAUGGGAAGUCUAAGCAAAUCUUAGUCAAUGGUAUGCUGGAUGCUCUAAAAAGCCUAUUAUCCUCUAAUAAUUAUGUAAAAAGCCUACAAGAUAGUAAAAUGGGGUUUUUAAUAGAUGCUUUAUGCGUUUUUGAUGCUAAACGCAAUCCCCUCCCUAUUGAUAAGGACCAUCAGGACGGUAUUAGAGUGGCCUUAAUGGUGGUCGAUUAUCAUGAUGUCUGUCAUGGUGCCCAUCGAGCAGCAAGUGGUAUUACCACUUUAUGCUUUGAUCUGCUCGAAAAGAAGGGCUAUCGUGUGUUACCCAUACCAUACAAUGAAUUCAGCACAAGCGAUAAAUUACUAAAACGCGUGCAAUAUCUAGAGGCUAAAUUUAAAUCAUUAAUUAGCAGUAAAACAAAUAAAUAAAAUGCAGUACGAAAAGGA